CUGGCGCUGCUCGUGCUGCUGGCGGCGCCCGGCGGGCUGCUGGCGGCGCCCGAGGAGGAGCCCGGCCGCAACAAGGUGCCGGCGGCGCAGGGAGCGGCGCCGGGAGCUGAGAAAGGGUCCUCGCCCGUUCCUCCAGUUCACCUCAUCAAUGAAGAGUCACCUGACAAGACUAACUUGGGCUUUAUUCACGCGUUUGUGGCUGCUAUAUCGGUCAUCAUUGUAUCAGAGCUGGGGGACAAGACCUUCUUCAUUGCGGCCAUCAUGGCGAUGCGGUACAACCGUUUGACUGUCCUGGCUGGUGCUAUGCUUGCCUUAGGACUGAUGACGUGUUUAUCAGUUUUGUUUGGCUAUGCCACAACAGUUAUUCCUCGUGUGUACACGUACUAUGUGUCAACUGCGCUGUUUGCAAUUUUUGGCAUCCGAAUGCUUCGGGAAGGCUUGAAAAUGAGUCCAGAUGAGGGUCAGGAAGAGCUGGAGGAAGUUCAAGCAGAAAUUAAGAAAAAAGAUGAGGAACUUCAGAGAACUAAACUGUUAAAUGGUCCAGGGGAUGUGGAAACAGGGUCAGGCACCACUAUACCUCAGAAGAAAUGGCUACAUUUUAUUUCUCCAAUCUUUGUUCAAGCUUUUACUUUAACAUUUCUAGCAGAAUGGGGUGAUCGUUCCCAAUUAACAACCAUUGUCUUGGCAGCCAGAGAGGAUCCCUAUGGUGUGGCAGUAGGAGGAACGGUGGGACACUGUCUGUGCACUGGUUUAGCAGUUAUUGGAGGGAGAAUGAUAGCACAAAAAAUUUCUGUGAGGACUGUGACAAUCAUAGGAGGCAUUGUCUUCUUAGCUUUUGCAUUUUCUGCACUAUUUAUAAGUCCAGACUCUGGUUUUUAAAUUUUUUUCUUCACUGCAAAAGAACAAGGAUUGGAAGCAUCGAGCAGCUAUCCUUGUGUGGUUUUGUAUAUAAUGUACAGAAUUAAACAAGCACUGAAGAUGAGACACUGAAUUUUUUAUAGCAAAUGAUCUGUGGGAUUGACGCAUUUAUGGACAGCUUCUGUGGUGGAGAUCUGCUUACUGUCUGGUUGUAUAUUCAGCGGUAUCUGCUCCCUUGGUAGGAUUUGCGUGGCUCUCUUGUUUGCUGGACUUGGCUCAGCUGAGUUUUGAGGACCUACAUCGGAAAUAUUGAGGCUUCUUUUUUUCUUCCUCCGUUACACACUUCCACCUCUCUUCAAGAGUUUAUUCGUAAGUCUUCUCUGAAGCAGCCCACAAGUGUUUUGUUCCAUAUUGCUUUGACAAAGCAUUACAGAGAAAACGGCUGGCUCCCUCUUCUGAGGACUUUGGUUCCAGCAUGUGCCAGAGGCUGGAUAAUCUAAGCAACAAGAAGCCUGGGAGCAGUUCCUAUACCAUUGAGUGGCCAAGCCACCAACAGAGCAUUUUAUAAAUUCAAUUUAGAGGGCAAACUUCUUAAUCAGGGAUUUAUAUCAGGAAAUCAGUGUCUGGUGAUCAACAACCAACCAUGUUUAAUAUGCAAGCUGUCUGAAGCUACUAUUAUUUGACUUUUUUUCUCCUUUUUCUGAAUUUUAAAACAUUAAGGUAUGUGGAAAAUAAUGAAAUGGUCCAACAUAAUGAUAUUCCAUUCCCAGGAUUGAACAAUAGUGGAAUUCUUAGAUUUAGAUGUGUUCAUAUUUUUCUUUUUAGGAAUAGAAAUGUAAUCUGGAGGAGUAUUAAUAAAACAUAGUGUCUCUCUGAGUUA
Oxyura jamaicensis (ruddy duck) is the source of this 1738-nucleotide messenger RNA. It is a transcript of the gene TMEM165, whose product is annotated as transmembrane protein 165. Gene Ontology annotation, cellular component: Golgi apparatus. Gene Ontology annotation, molecular function: calcium ion transmembrane transporter activity; manganese ion transmembrane transporter activity. The transcript is spliced from 6 exons. NCBI's taxonomy places the organism in Eukaryota, Metazoa, Chordata, Aves, Anseriformes, Anatidae. The record is from RefSeq and is a predicted model, not a curated record. The annotation marks the transcript as partial. Gene Ontology annotation, biological process: manganese ion transmembrane transport; calcium ion transmembrane transport; Golgi calcium ion homeostasis.